Chondrus crispus (carragheen) is the source of this 270-nucleotide messenger RNA. RefSeq lists its product as hypothetical. Bases 1 to 270 code for a protein of 89 amino acids. NCBI's taxonomy places the organism in Eukaryota, Rhodophyta, Florideophyceae, Gigartinales, Gigartinaceae. The record is from RefSeq and is a predicted model, not a curated record. The transcript has a single exon.
AUGGGAGGAUCCAGGGAAGAGGGGGGUAGCGAGCCUGAAAAGGGGGAACUCAUUUUGUCAUCACCGAGCUUGCGCUUGAUGACCAACAGGGGGGAUGCUCUCAGAGAUGCCUUCACCGACCAGUGCGGAGCAUCCCUACCGGAAAACAAUAAAAUCCGUGCUGGUCUUGUGGCAUUUGAAGAGGAGAGAUGGCGGGAGAUUGCCGCUUGUUUUGCCACAAAACCCCUUCGUCAUGUUUUUUGGAGGGAAGUCUUUUUGUCUGACCAGUGA